Amphibalanus amphitrite is the source of this 2146-nucleotide messenger RNA. RefSeq names its product phosducin-like protein 3 (gene viaf). The coding region runs from base 523 to 1230 and encodes 235 amino acids. The record is from RefSeq and is a predicted model, not a curated record. Gene Ontology annotation, biological process: protein folding. The transcript is spliced from 7 exons. NCBI's taxonomy places the organism in Eukaryota, Metazoa, Arthropoda, Thecostraca, Balanomorpha, Balanidae. Gene Ontology annotation, cellular component: cytoplasm.
GAGGGUCCCUUUAACGGCCUUGACUGUUAGCAGGCGCCCGUUUCGCUACCACCAGGCUGACUUGUGAUACGGGAUGGGUCGGGUUUUUCGCUGGUGCCGAAACACAGAGCUUCGGUGGCAGACGGGUUUUCUCCUGCCGCUGGAGCAGGCUUAGAGGCUCAGCGGCCCAGCGAGCUACACCAGCGGACCCCGGCCGCUGAACAGCGGCGGCGGCCGGGUUGAACGACCACAGACAACCGUCGGCCGCCAACUGCAGCAGCGACAGAUUCCCCAUCCUCCAAACCAUUCCUUUCAUCGUGACGCUUAAACAUUCACAAACCCCAUCCCUCCCAGCGACAUAUCCCCCACUCUUCAAACCAUUCCUGUCAUCCAACUCUCGUAACCUUACCAUUCACAAACUUCCUCCUUCCCUCCCUUCACAAACAUCAAUUUACCGAUAAAACUUGGCUGAACUAUCACCAGAGAUAAGCUGACAAGGCUGCUACAUAGUCAGCUGGUAUUUGUGCCUAACACACAAUCAUUAUGCAGAACCCGGACGAGGACACCGAGUGGAAUGACGUGCUGCGCGCCAAGGGCAUCCUUCCGGCCAAGGAGAAGGAGAUCACCGAACAGGACAUCGUCCAGAUGGUCGAGGACACCGUCAGCAAAAAGGUCAAUGGUCGGGGUCUGGACGAGAUGGGUUUGGACGAGCUGGACGAGCUCGAGGACGACGAGGACGAGCGCGUGCUGCUCGAGUACCGCCAGAAGAGGAUACAGGAGAUGAAGGCAGCCGCGCAGGCCGCCAAAUACGGAGAGGUGCGAGAGAUAUCUGCCGAGGACUAUGUGGAGCAGGUGAACCGGGCAGGAGACGGUAUCUGGGUGGUGCUGCACCUCUACAAACAGGGGAUCCCUCUGUGCACGCUCAUCAACCAAUAUCUAACAUCGCUCGCCGGCAAAUUUCCGGCGACAAAGUUCCUGAAGAGUAUCUCCACCACGUGCAUCCCCAACUACCCGGACAAGAACCUGCCGACGCUCUUCGUCUACCACGAGGGCAACAUGAAGGGCCAGCUCGUCGGACCGAUGACCUUCGGCGGCAUGAACCUGAAGUGUGACGAGCUGGAGUGGAUGAUAUCACAGAUUGGCGCGGUGAAGACGGACCUGGAGUCGGACCCUCGGCACAAGGUCCGGGACGUGCUCAUGUCACAGCUGGGGGGACGACGGCAGGAGGAUAGCGACGAGGACGACUGGUGACCUCGCCGUGACCUUAACAUGACCUCGCGGUGACCUUGCCGUGACCUCAGCUGGAUGUUUUGCCAGUCCAGUCUGUAUUGGUUGCCCGGAGAAAUUUAUAUUCAGUCUUUGUGCUUCGUCCAGGGAUUUGACAAUAUUCUCCGACCUUUUAUAACUGAUGCUCUGGCGUUCUUUCAUGGCAUAUACGCUGACCUAAAUUGAACUCAACUGAUCUAGACAGUUGAUUUUCGUUUUCAACAACGUCCUAUGUAAGCUCAGCCAAGCAAUUUGGUCACACCAGUCUGUAGUCUUCCCCGCAGUUUUCUUCACUGGAAAAGUGUGAGGUGCCCGCACCACUUGCUUUACUUCAGUCUUCAGCCGUAACAAGGUGAAGCGCGUGAGGAACAAAAAGUUGUUGGCAUGUUUGAUUAGUACGCAAAUUUGGGGCUUGAAAAACAUCUAUUAAUUGACGAGGUAUUGUAUGAAUGGUGUGAAAUGACGUGGCAGAUCAUGCUAUCGCAAUCCUACGUGUUUGUGUCCCUGUGUGUCCUAUAUAUCAUUCGAUGAAUGAUACGAGCGUGUUUGUGCCGUGGGCAUUGCGCGAGUGAUUGUGUUUUUACUUCACUAAUGUAGGCAGUGAUGCUUUAGUGCAUCGACCAUUUUACCAAAGCUUUUGCGAUUGAUAACUUCAUAAAAAUCGAUACCUAUCCUUUUGCAAAUCAUAAGAUGAUCGACCGCAUGUAGCAAUAGCUUCGUGUUGGCAUCGUGCAAUGCAGAGGUUACGUUUGCCAGGAAAUUGUACGAAAUUAUUUGGUCAGGGAACCGUUUCGUCCGUUUUCAUAAAGUGUCUCCCGAGAGCAUCGCUAGUGUUUGCUGUGAUAUAACAGCAGUGCCGUUUUUACCGAGUUGUUUUUGAAUAUAUAACAUGAAUGCAAGA